Messenger RNA from Cicer arietinum (chickpea), 4074 nucleotides. RefSeq names its product brassinosteroid LRR receptor kinase. Gene Ontology annotation, molecular function: protein kinase activity; receptor serine/threonine kinase binding; ATP binding. The record is from RefSeq and is a predicted model, not a curated record. Gene Ontology annotation, biological process: protein phosphorylation. Lineage: Eukaryota; Viridiplantae; Streptophyta; Magnoliopsida; Fabales; Fabaceae.
CCUUGUUACCAUCCUUACUCAGACUUUUGACUCUGUGCAGUAAUCUUCACUCUCUCUUUCAUGUCUGAUUCAGAGUUUCUGAACUCCUUCUCUCUCUAAUGGCAGACCUGAUAUCCUAAACACGUUCUCUUCAAAACUCAAAACAACUCACACACUUUCCAUCUCCUCUCUCUAACUAUCUUCAAAAAAUGAAACCCCUGUAUAUCACCACCACCACCACCUCUCUCUUUCUCCUCCUCUCUCUCUUUCUCCUCCACUUAUCACCAUCCCACUCUUCCUCUCAAAAAGACCCAACUACUUCACAACUUAUCAACUUCAAAGAAACUCUCCCAAACCCAUCUCUUCUCCAUGAUUGGCUACCAAACCAAAACCCAUGUUCAUUCACUGGUAUCACCUGUAACCAAACCACCUUAACUUCCAUAGACCUCACCUCUAUCCCACUCAACACAAAUCUCACCGUUAUCACCACUUAUCUUCUCACCCUCGACCACCUUCAAAUCCUCACCCUUAAGUCCACUAACCUCACUUCCUCUCCCAUUUCCCUCUCCCAUUUUUUCAAGUGUAGUUCCUCACUCACUACCAUAGAUCUAUCACUAAACACUUUCUCUGGUCCCUUCUCUCAGUUCACCUUUCUUUCCUCUUGCUCAGCACUUCAAUCUCUUAACCUCUCCAACAACCUUCUCGAAUUUGAUUCUCCUAAGUGGAGACUCAGUUCAACUCUUCAAGCUCUUGACCUUUCUUACAACAAGUUUUCCGGUCCUAAUUUUUUCCCUUGGAUCUUCAACCAUGAAUUACAGCUUUUAUCUCUCAGAGGAAACAAAAUCACUGGCGAAACCGAUUUCUCCGGUUACACUAAACUCCGUUAUUUAGACAUUUCUUCAAACAAUUUUUCCGUUUCAAUUCCUUCUUUCGGUGACUGUUCCUCUCUUCAACACCUUGACCUCUCUGCAAACAAGUACUUCGGCGACAUUACCGGAACUCUCUCACCUUGCCAAAACCUCCUUCAUCUCAACCUCUCCGGUAAUCAGUUCACCGGUCCGGUUCCUUCACUCCCCUCCGGUUCGCUACAGUUCCUAUACCUCGCCGCAAAUCACUUCGCCGGAAAAAUUCCGGCGCGUCUUGCAAGCCUCUGCUCAACCUUAGUUGAACUCGAUCUCUCUUCCAACAACCUCACCGGACCUAUCCCCGGAGAGUUCGGCGCGUGCUCUUUGUUGAAAUCCUUCGACAUAUCGAGCAACAAAUUCGCCGGUGAACUUCCGAUGGAAGUUUUAACAGAGAUGAAAAACUUAAAAGACCUUGCGGUAGCGUUUAACCACUUCGUAGGUCCACUCCCGGUGUCACUGUCAAAGCUAACGGGUUUAGAAUCGUUAGAUCUGAGUUCUAAUAACUUCACCGGUACAAUACCUAGGUGGCUUUGCGAAGAAGAAUCAGGGAAUAAUUUGAAGGAACUUUACCUACAAAAUAACGGUUUCACGGGUUUUAUUCCACCAACGCUUGGUAACUGUUCAAACCUCGUUGCUCUUGAUUUAAGCUUCAACUUCCUCACGGGAACCAUUCCUCCAAGUUUAGGUUCUCUUUCGAAGCUUCGUGAUUUAAUCAUGUGGCUGAAUCAGCUUCACGGUGAAAUUCCUCAAGAGCUUCAAAACAUGGAGAGUCUUGAGAAUUUGAUUCUGGAUUUCAAUGAGUUGAGUGGAAGCAUUCCCUCAGGGCUAAUGAAGUGCACUAAGCUUAAUUGGAUCUCACUCUCCAAUAACAGGCUUUCCGGCGAGAUUCCUCCGUGGAUUGGGAAGCUCAAUAAUUUGGCUAUAUUGAAGUUGAGCAAUAACUCUUUCUCUGGGAAGAUUCCACCGGAGUUAGGAGAUUGCCCUAGCUUGAUAUGGUUAGAUCUGAAUACAAAUAAUCUUACAGGACCAAUACCUCCUGAGUUGUUCAAACAAUCGGGGAAAAUCGCGGUUAAUUUCAUUAGCGGGAAGACGUACGUUUACAUUAAAAAUGAUGGUAGUAAAGAAUGUCACGGGGCAGGGAACUUGCUGGAAUUUGCAGGGAUAAGUCAGCAACAAUUGAACAGGAUUUCAACAAGAAACCCUUGCAAUUUCACUAGGGUUUAUGGAGGUAAGCUUCAGCCAACGUUUAACCAUAAUGGUUCAAUGAUCUUUUUGGAUAUUUCACACAAUUAUUUGUCUGGUACUAUUCCUUUGGAAAUUGGUGAAAUGUACUAUCUCUACAUUUUGAAUUUGGGCCAUAAUAAUAUAUCUGGUAACAUUCCCCAAGAGCUUGGUAAGAUGAAGAAUCUCAAUAUACUUGAUCUUUCAUAUAAUUUGCUAGAAGGUCAAAUUCCUCAACCCUUGACAGGGCUUUCAUUGCUCACGGAGAUUGAUUUGUCCAACAAUUAUCUCUCUGGAUUGAUUCCAGAGUAUGGUCAAUUCGAUACUUUUCCGGCUGUGAAAUUCAUGAACAACUCUGGUCUAUGCGGGGUUCCUCUUCCUCCGUGUGAGGCAUACGGCGGAGGAGCAGGUGAGAGUUUGCAACGUCAGAAGUCUCAUAGGAGACAAGCAUCUCUUGCAGGAAGUGUUGCAAUGGGGUUGCUUUUCGCACUUUUCUGCAUUGUUGGUCUGGUUAUUAUUGCCAUUGAGACAAGAAAGAGGAGGAAGAAAAAGGAGGCUGCCAUUGAUGGCUUCAUUGACAAUUCUCAUUCUGGGAAUGCCAAUGUCAGCUGGAAACUGACCACUGCUCGGGAAGCUCUCAGCAUAAACCUUGCAACAUUUGAAAAGCCUCUACGAAAGCUCACUUUUGCGGAUCUUCUGGAGGCCACCAAUGGCUUUCACAAUGACAGUCUCAUUGGUUCUGGCGGUUUCGGCGACGUGUAUAAAGCUCAGUUGAAAGAUGGAAGUAUUGUGGCCAUCAAGAAAUUGAUACACGUUAGUGGGCAAGGGGAUAGAGAAUUCACAGCUGAAAUGGAAACCAUUGGAAAAAUCAAGCACAGAAACCUUGUUCCUCUUCUGGGAUACUGCAAAGUUGGAGAGGAAAGACUUUUGGUUUAUGAGUACAUGAAAUAUGGAAGUCUAGAAGAUGUCCUGCACCAUCCGAAGAAAGCUGAGAUCAAGAUGAAUUGGUCAGUGAGGAGGAAGAUAGCAAUUGGAGCUGCAAGGGGAUUGGCUUUUCUUCACCAUAAUUGUACCCCACACAUCAUUCACAGAGACAUGAAAUCAAGCAAUGUAUUACUUGAUGAAAAUUUGGAAGCUAGGGUCUCUGAUUUUGGAAUGGCUAGGCUUAUGAGUGUUAUGGAUACACAUUUGAGUGUUAGCACGCUAGCGGGCACGCCGGGAUAUGUUCCUCCAGAAUACUAUCAAAGCUUUAGAUGCUCCACAAAAGGCGACGUUUAUAGUUAUGGUGUGGUUUUGCUCGAGUUGCUGACGGGUAAAAUGCCGACGGGCUCGUCUGAUUUUGGUGAUAACAAUCUUGUUGGAUGGGUGAAACAACAUGCCAAACUUAAAAUAAUUGAUGUUUUUGAUCCAGAGCUUAUGAAAGAAGACCCCAAUUUGGAGAUUGAGCUUUUGCAGCACUUACAGGUAGCUUGUGCUUGUUUGGAUGAUAGACCUUGGCGGAGACCUACAAUGAUUCAAGUCAUGGCAAUGUUCAAGCAAAUACAAGCAGGUUCAGGGAUGGAUUCUCAGUCUACUAUAGCCACAGAAGAUGAAGGUUUCAAUGCCAUUGAAAUGGUUGAAAUGAGCAUUAAAGAAGUCCCUGAAUUAAUCAAGCAUUAGGCAACCAAUUUUUUCAAGAGAAAGACAAGUAAGGAGGAAGUGGUGACGCUUUUCAGCUCCAAAAAGUUUUUUUCUUUCUUCUUUGCUGCUUCCGAAAAUAUUAUUUCAGAUAUUUAUAAGAGGAAACGGUUUAAGGAGGGGUCUUUGAUCAUGUAUGUAGUCUUGUUAUUGUUGUAUACAUAAAAACAAUGUUGUUUAACUUGUAUAUAAACAGCUUCAGUUGUUGUUACCAAAAGACAGCUUCAGUUGUUACCAUCUGUGUUUUCUUAGAAUUUUUAAAGUACUUCUCAAUUAUUGUCAUUCAUUCAUA